Molecule: messenger RNA, 3103 nt
Organism: Diabrotica virgifera virgifera (western corn rootworm)
Lineage: Eukaryota; Metazoa; Arthropoda; Insecta; Coleoptera; Chrysomelidae
Exons: 9
Coding region: 1-3051 (1016 amino acids)
Source: RefSeq, a predicted model, not a curated record
AUGUUUUUAAUUUUAACGAUUAGACAAGAAAUAUUAAGCAAAGAAGGGAAAAUUGCAGAUGAAAAAAGAGAUCCAAAACACGGCAAAAGCAUUGAUCGUGACUACUACGUAGUACGACCCAUUCCACCUCCUUUUCUUAUUUCUAAUUAUAGAAAACCUUCGCGUCUUCCAGUACUAUUUACACUUCGAUCCAAAAGACCCCCACCCAUUACAAGUAAGCCUUACACCGUUGAAUUACCUCUUAUAAGUCUAGCUGCACUUCAACAACAUGCUAUUCAUCAAAUGAUACCAUUUGCAAACUAUAAACAUUCUCCUAAUUCACACCAGAAUCCAUAUAUAAAAAAUAUACCAUUUCAUUUGGCACCAAUCAGUCCACCAACUCAAGUGCACGAACCCCAACCUAUUAGAAACGUGGAAUAUGAAAGAGAUGAGAAAAGGACCCAAAAGUACGUACCGAUUAUAUUACCAACUGAAAGACCUGAGAACGAGGCUGUUAGGCACAAUAAUGGUCCUCCUCAUUAUCGUGUGCCUACAAGGAUUAAUGUAGAAAAUACCGAAGAAGUCAACGUAUACUUAAAGGCCAAGAUACAAGCAUCAUUAGCUAUUGAAGCGCCAUUCAAGGAUUUUCGGCUUAUGCAAGAGCUCUUUAACUACCCGAACCGAAGAAUUGCCACUGUAACGAGCCAGAAACUUCAAAAACACUUAUGGUAUCUAUCUGAACACCUCAUCCCGAUGAGCCUUUUUGGUUCCAGGAUACUUCCAGAAUCAAAAAGAUUAAUGGUUGCAGCUAUGCAAAAAGAAGCUCCUGAACACCCUCCAAAACAUGCUACCGAUACGAAAUCUUCUGCAUUUUUGGAGAGCAGAGAUAUCACAAACCACCAAUACCAACCCAAUGUUGAAAUAAUAAAAGCUGUAGGCUUUUACGUACCUACUGAAGUACCACAUGAUAAUCUUGAAAACAUUAAGGAUCACUUUAUAGAUCUGGCUGCUACAGAAGGAGUUAGACAUAUACCUGAAGGUGAACAAGACCAAGUUACUAACGAAAGAAUUCCUCCUGCAUAUACAGAAGAUUCUAACGUGGGAUUAGACACGGAGGAAGAACUGAAUGACAUGGAAACUGUUUAUAUAAAUCAUCAGAAUCAAUAUGGUCAAUUCGAUAGAAAAUCAGCAAUGCUUGAAGACAGUAAAGUUUCGUCACCUAAGAAUAUUUACGAUAUUAUGGAUUCACCUAAAUAUAAUGAUACAUUUGAGAAAAGAACACGAAAGGAAACAGUUUUAUCUAAACCAAAUAAAACCAAGGAUUUGUAUACAGAAGAAGAAAGUGAAGAGGAAAUUGAAUCCAAACUUGAUUGCAAUGAAGACAGUUGUAAUUCAGAAGACGCAGAUAACACGUCCAGUACAGAAGAUAAUAAAUACACAUCUGAAGAAAGUUAUGAGAAGGAAGUAAAUAAGGAAGAGCCAAGUGAGGAAGAUACUGCAUCAAAUCUUGAAUGCGAGGAUGGCAAUUGUGAUUCGGAAGAUGAAAUAACUGUUUACAGUAAUGAAAAAUACGAAACUUUGAUAACUACAGAAGUAGAUAAAAUAAAAAGAAAGAAAAAUGAAGGCAACAAGGGUGAAAUCAUAACCGAAAUUGAAUGCAAAGGAAGUGAUUGUGCAUUAUUAGAAGAAGAAGUGAAAAUGUCCGAUGACGAAGAAAAUUUAAAAGUUAUUUCCUUAAACGAUCGUAUUGACAGCAACACCAAGUUAGUGUUAGUCCUGCCUCCAGAAAAUGUGGUCGUUAGUAAAAAGACUCACAAAAAGAGAAGCACCGACGACUCAUUUAACGUUAAUAUUGGAGCUGGAUAUGGUGUAGGAGUAGAUCAAAAUUUAAAUUUGCCCAACAGUACAACUACGAUUAACUCUGCAAAUUACAUCACUGGAUUAUUAAAGAAUGAAGCUGUUAUUGUGGGGCGACCUCUCCAACCCUUGCCUCAGCCAGAAGGAGAAAUGUUGGAAUCCAGAAGCAUUCCAGUCAAGACCGAAGUUAAACAGGAAGAACCUAAGAAAGGCGUAAUGAACUUUAAGGAAAUCCAACAAAUAAUUCACAACGUCGAUGACAACUCUGAGUAUUCCAAAAUAGUACAAGUCGUAAAAGUUCCAGCAGUGUAUGAAAUCCACCUAGAAAAAGUUGCUCCAGCCAAAAAGGCGGUUUCAGAUAACAAUAAAAAAUACAUACAUCCGAUAAAUAAUUUAUUAAACAAUCCUAAAAAAAUAUUAUCAAAAACUAAAAUCAAACCAAAUCGAUCGAAUAACUAUGUGAAGAUUGAUGAUUGGCAGGUGGAAAGAGACAGGGAGCAGAGAAGAUGGCACCCAAAUCCUAUAAGAAAUAUAAAUCCCCAUACGAAUUUUCAAGGUGUGGAAUACAAUAACUUUAAUAAACCGAUUAUAAGGGAGAAUAAUGGUCAUGAAAUUGUUAGGCAGAAAAAGACCACACAACUGGGACAAAAUCAUUUUCCGUUUUAUCAGCCGACAAUUUAUACUAAUAACUUGUAUAGACCACAACCAAUAACAUUCGAAACUCCUCGAUAUAAUCUACAGCCAACAUCACCAAAGAAAGCGGUGUAUUCAACUCUUUCUCACAUAGUACCCUACAAUCUAAGAAGAAGAUUCCAGGAUCCCGUUCAAAGAUCGGAAGUUCGAGACAACAAUUUUGUAUAUGGAUCACACAAGGAGAAAGUGCUUAAUCCAGAUGAGAUCAACAUCACCAUGCAACCUGGUACAACAGUAGUAACACUUCCCAAACUUGAGUCAGAACAUGAAAGAAAUUUUGUAGUCACUGAUCCACCUGUAAAACCAUGCCAACAGGGAUACAGACAAUCUGAGACCAAAGAACUAAUGGAAGCUGUUGAAAGUAAAGUCGAUAAUGUCUACUUUACUACAAACAGACCUUUUUCUAAAGACCACAAAGACAGAUCUAGUAGAGUGUUUAAUAAGAUGUCUACAAGAAGACAUGAUCUAGUACCUGUUAAGUAUAUAUUAUAUAUAGAUAGGAUUUAUCACGAUGGUUGGUAGAAUUUACUUAAAAUAUUAGCUUUAAUUAUUAUAAACAUUUAAUUUAAUAAAC